CAUUGAAAUCAACAGAGAAAAAAUGGCCAUCAAAAGAAGCUGGGAAGACGACAGAGAGGUCGAGAAUCUAGCCAUGGCUAACUGCUUGAUGCUUCUAUCUCGGGUCGGUCAAUCGGAUUCACCACCCGAUCGGGUGUUUCACUGCAAGACCUGUAACAAGCAGUUUAAGUCAUUUCAAGCACUCGGCGGCCACCGUGCCAGCCAUAAGCGACCCAAAUCGGCGGAGAGUGAAGCUCAGUCGCCGGCGAAGCCCAAGACUCAUGAGUGUUCCAUUUGUGGUUUGGAGUUUGCGAUUGGGCAAGCGUUGGGUGGUCAUAUGAGGAGGCAUCGUGACGGUGGAAGUGGGCGGCCGGAGGUCGCGAGGAGGGCGGAGCCGGUGGCGGAGAAGAGAGGCUUGUGUUUGGAUUUGAACUUGACGCCGUACGAGAACGAUAUGAAGCUAUGGAGUAGUAGUGUUAAAACGGCUCUUGCUAUAUAAAACGACAUCGUGUUUAGGGAACGAAUGGAAGUUGACGGCUUUUGUGGUCAUCCUCAUUUUCUCAUAAAUGGACUGUACAUAUAUUAUGGAACAGGGUUUUAGAAGGGAGUGAUUUAAAUUUA
Molecule: messenger RNA, 600 nt
Organism: Cynara cardunculus var. scolymus (artichoke)
Lineage: Eukaryota; Viridiplantae; Streptophyta; Magnoliopsida; Asterales; Asteraceae
Product: zinc finger protein ZAT12-like
Exons: 1
Coding region: 23-478 (151 amino acids)
Biological process (GO): response to chitin
Source: RefSeq, a predicted model, not a curated record